UGUGUGUGUGUGUAGACCGAGAAUCCAUCCUCAGAAACCCAAAAAAAAAGAAAAAUAAAAACACUCGAGCACAAAUCCAAAUCUCAUCCUUCUUCUUCUUCUUGCAUUCCUUAGAUUGUUUGCUUGCUUUCAAUGGACGCUUGAUUUGCUCUGGUAACUUCGUUUAGUGUGAGAGAGUUUACUAUGGAUCCUGAAAGUACCAUGGUGGCUGAUGGGACUACUGACUCUGCUCUUGCGAAUGGUGGUUUAACAGUGGAGAGUGUAGUCGUUGUUGAAGGAAAUGGUGUUGCUUCUGGUGAAACUUUGGAUAAUAAUUCAGGAAGUCAGAAUGAGAGUUCGGCUUUGGAUGCAGAUGAACAGCCGAAAGAGGCAGCUGAGGGCACACAAGUUGAAAGUGUAGAUGGGCCAAAGUAUGUUAAUGGACAAAAGGCUCAACGGAAGCUAAAGCAGGAGAAACUCUCUGGUGGUAAGAAUGUUCCGUCGGUUCUUAUCAAGAAGAAGAAAGAGAUUAAAGGUGCAGAUGCUAAAGUGGCAUCAUCUAAUGGCUCUGUUGCUCCUGUUGCACAAACAACAAAGUCUCUGAAGAGCACAUCUUUCAAUGGUAGAGCGGCUAAGGUCACUGAGCAUGGAAAGCAAGACCGUGCACCAGCUGAAAGCGCCGCCGGGGACAAGGUGAAACCAAAGCCUCAAAAGAAACAAGUCCAGGAGACACCUGAAGAUGAUGCUCAGUCUUCUAAUAGUCCGAAAGCAGAAGAUGGCAAACCUCGUAAAGUUGGUGCACUUCCAAAUUACGGGUUCAGUUUCAAAUGUGACCAACGGGCUGAAAAGAGAAGAGAGUUCUAUGUUAAGCUUGAGGAGAAGACUCAUGCGAAAGAGGAGGAAAUCAAUAACAUGCAAGCCAAGUCCAAGGAAACACAAGAAGCUGAGCUUAGGAAGCUAAGAAAGAGCUUGAACUUCAAAGCCACACCCAUGCCUAGCUUUUCUCAGCCGCCUAAAACAGAGUUAAAGAAGAUACCACCAACGAGACCCAAAUCUCCAAAACUCGGGAGGAAGAAGACUGAUUCUGAAGAAACUCAGACCCCUCGUGUCGCUAGGCUGAGCUUAGAUGAGAAAGCCUCUAAAGAUAGCUCAACUGCUAAGGGAACUGUGCCAGCGGUUGAUCUCAAGAAGCAACCCUUGCGCAGGUCACUUCCAAGAUUGCCAUCUCAGAAAACAGCUCUCCCUGAUGGGAAACUCGCUCCAGCAAAAGCUGCAACAGCCUCAGCUAAGGUGAAACCUGAAAGGAAGAAAGUUGAAAAAGAUGCCCUGAACCAGUCUUCAAACCCCAUAGAGGAGGAAGCACAAGGGAAUGUAUCGGCCAAUGCAGAUGCAGAAGAAACACAUGAGGUUGCAUCUCCAAGGAUGGAUGAAGAGAGAGCCGAGUCCAUAGAGGUAUCUGAAGUGGUUGCUGUUGAGCAUUAAGACUCAUUAGCUUGCAUUAAUUAAGGAGGACAAGAGGAAAAAGAAACCGUAUGAUAUUUUUAUUUUAUAUUAUAUCUUCGACCAAAACUUAUGUGAGAAGAAAUGGGUAAAAAGAGUGAAAAGAGUCAUAUGGGGUUUGGUUCUAAAUGUUGCUGCUUUUUGAUAUUUCUAUGUUUGAUGGUAAUGUUUUUAAUCUUUCAAGUUGUGUUUUUUUUUUUUAUGUCUAAGCUCUUUUCUUUUUGAUGCUUUGAUUCUUAAAAGGUGAAUAUUCAGGAGAUUAUGCGUGCGCUUUGUGUA
This is a messenger RNA of Raphanus sativus (radish), 1758 nucleotides long. Its product is annotated as protein WVD2-like 5. Lineage: Eukaryota; Viridiplantae; Streptophyta; Magnoliopsida; Brassicales; Brassicaceae. The record is from RefSeq and is a predicted model, not a curated record. The transcript has 9 exons. Bases 184 to 1461 code for a protein of 425 amino acids. Gene Ontology annotation, molecular function: microtubule binding.